Macrosiphum euphorbiae (potato aphid) is the source of this 294-nucleotide messenger RNA. NCBI's taxonomy places the organism in Eukaryota, Metazoa, Arthropoda, Insecta, Hemiptera, Aphididae. The record is from the annotation of a GenBank genome assembly.
AUGAACCAGACUAUAGAAGAGUUUGAUGGAGGCGAUUUGGGAAAAUAUGUCGUGGAGAUGGUGAGCUCGGCCGUCAUUGUCGAACACGAGGACGUACUGGAACAGUUCUGCAGACGGGAUUCCAAAGGUUUCCAAGUGUCCACGAGGGAAAUAGAUGUGCUUCGAAGUUCUGCCGACGACGGCCCGGACUUAGAAUUGCCGUCAGGCAAACAAGGACGUCCGGCUCGAUCGUUUUGGAAGCGGACGAAGAAGUACGUCAGGCAGUUAUUUUGCUGUUGCUGUUCCUCUUCAUAG